Anguilla anguilla (European eel) is the source of this 6919-nucleotide messenger RNA. RefSeq names its product multiple PDZ domain protein. The transcript has 49 exons. Lineage: Eukaryota; Metazoa; Chordata; Actinopteri; Anguilliformes; Anguillidae. The coding region runs from base 238 to 6540 and encodes 2100 amino acids. The record is from RefSeq and is a predicted model, not a curated record. Gene Ontology annotation, molecular function: protein binding.
AGACACUGACCAGUGCGGGCGGUCGCAGCCUCGACUCGCGGAGCCGCUACUGCAGAAAAUGUCCAUAGAGGAUCGUAUUACACUGCGCUCCAUCUUUAAACCACUUUCUGUGCCGUUAGCUGCAGCGGGACACAACAGUACAGGAUACGUGCCGAGAAACGUUAGGAAAUAGGCAACGCCUUGUUGCAGAAGAAAAUCAAACAAACAUUCUCGAAUGGGCAGCUGUGAAGAUUCAACAUGAUUGAGUCAAUAGAUACCCAGCGUGCCUUGCAGGCGGUGGAGCGUCUGCAAGCCAAGCUGAAGGAGAGGGGGGACGUGCCCACCGAGGAGAAGCUGAGCCUGCUGAGGUCGGUGCUGCAGAGCCCCCUCUUCCACCAGAUUCUCAGCCUGCAGAGGUCCGUCCAGCAGCUCAAAGAUCAGGGCAACGCGGUGGUGCACAGCGAGCCGUGCCCCCCGCCCGCGAGCGAGCCCUAUGCCCUGGCGCUCCCGAACGGCGGCCGCCCGGCCCACCCGGACCCCCCGGCCGCCGCCGCCGCCACCGCCGCCCAGAUCAACGGCGGGCCGCCGCCCGAAGACUUGGAGCACGUCGUCCGAUCCAUGGCUCAGGGGCGCUACGUGACGCACGUGGAGCUGUUGAAGCCCGUCUCCGGGGACCUGGGCUUCAGCGUCGUCGGGCUGCGGAGCGAGAACAGGGGCGAGCUGGGCGUCUUUGUGCAGGAGAUCCAGCCCGGGAGCGUCGCGCACUGCGACGGGAGGCUGAGGGAGGCCGAUCAGAUCCUGGCCAUCAACGGGCAGCCGCUGGACCAGACGGUGAGCCACCAGCAGGCGGUGAGCGCGCUGCAGAAGGCCGUGGAGAAGGUGCAGCUCACUGUGGCCCGAGGGCCCAUCCCUCAGCUGGCCAGUCCCGUGGUGUCCCGCACCCCGUCCGCCGCCAGCACCCUGUCAGCGCACUCCAACGUGGCUCACUGGCAGCAUGUAGAGACCAUCGAGCUGGUGAACGACGGAACGGGACUGGGGUUCGGCAUCGUGGGGGGGAAGUCCACGGGCGUCAUCGUCAAAACCAUCCUUCCCGGAGGGAUAGCUGAUCAGGAUGGACGACUGCACAGCGGGGACCACAUCCUGAAGAUCGGCGACACCGACCUCUAUGGGAUGGGCAGCGAGCAGGUGGCCCAGGUGCUGCGGCAGUGCGGCAACAGGGUCAAGCUGGUCAUCACCAGGGGAGGCCUUGACGACAGCACCUCUCAUCCUGUCGUGCUGCCCACUGUUGCCGAGCAGCAGGGCUAUGAAGAGGAAGACGCUGACACCUUCGAUGUGGAGCUCACUAAAAACGCACAGGGGUUGGGCAUCACCAUCGCUGGCUAUGUGGGAGACAGAAACUCAGAGCCCUCUGGUAUUUUUGUAAAGAGUAUUACUAAAGACAGUGCUGUUGAGCAAGACGGUCGGAUCCAUGUUGGUGACCAGAUCAUAGCUGUGGAUGGCACCAACAUCCAGGGCUACACCAACCAGCAGGCGGUGGAGGUCCUGAGGCACACGGGCCAGGUGGUGCACCUGAAGCUGGUGCGGAGGGGCUUCCGGCCUGACGAGCCCCCGCUGGCCCCCGCCGAGCCGAAACCCCCGCUGACCUCGCUGCAGAACCUCGCCGUGGACCGGCUGGACUCGGACGCCACGCUCGAGAACGAGCUCUACCCGUCGCUCUGCGGAAACAGCAGCCUGGUCACCGCCGACGCCGACCGGCCGGACGUGAAGGAGGGACUCAAAUUAACUGCAGCUGAGGAGCAGGAGCUGAUGAGGAAGUGGCAGUCCAUUCUUGGCUCCAGCAAUGAAGUAAUAGUGGCGCAGGUGGAGAAGUUCAGCGAGAGCAGCGGGCUGGGCAUCAGCUUGGAGGCCAGCGGCGGGCACCACUACAUUCGCUCGGUCCUGCCCGAGGGGCCCGUGGGGCGCAGCGGGAAGCUCUUCAGCGGGGACGAGCUCCUGGAGGUGAAUGGGAUCUCCCUCAUUGGCGAGAGUCACAAGGAGGUGGUGAGCAUUCUGAAGGAGCUCCCCGUGGGCGUGUACAUGACAUGCUGUCGCCCCGCCCCUCGCCUGAAGAGUGACGCCGAUGUCACCCAGCCCACCCUGGAGGAGGAGGAGGCGCAGCCGGAGUCCGCCGAGAAGGGGGGCCAUGACGGAUUCGUCGUUUCCGCGGAAACGGACGACGCCGCGAAGGCCAACGCGACAGACGAGACGCUAGGGUCCACUCUGGCCAUGUGGGAGACGGAGAUUCAAGACAUCGAUCUGGAAAAGGGAGACUGCGGCCUGGGGUUCAGUAUUUUAGACUAUCAGGACCCCGUGGAUCCCGCCAAAACGGUGAUCGUCAUCCGCUCGCUGGUGCCCGACGGCGUGGCGGAGCUGGACGGCCGCCUCCUGCCCGGCGACCGGCUGAUGUUCGUCAACGACACGGACCUGGAGAACGCCAGCCUGGAGGACGCCGUGCAGGCGCUGAAAGGGGCGGCUAUGGGGACCGUCCGGAUCGGGGUGGCCAAGCCACUGCCUAUCGACUCCGUCGAAGCGGAGCUGACGGACGAGAGGACGUUUGAUCGGCGGUUCUCCGGAGAUGCGGACGACACCUUCCACGCGUCCCUGCUCGGUCUCCACGGCAGCGCCCACAGCGCCGAUCUGCGCUUCCAGAUGUCCGCGCUGGCGUCGACGCCGGAGGCGGCUCAGGAGGACCUGUUUGCGGAGGCCUCCUUCCCGGCGCCGCUGGCUGGAUUCGCUGACGAAGCUGAACCCUUUUCCCCGGAAGAGAAGCCCAUAGUUUUCUCCCGGCCCUGGGGUUCCGCGGCCCCUCCCCCGUCGCUCGGCGAAGCGCCGCUCCGGCACGGCUUCGAGCUAGCGGAGCCCGAGCAGCGCUCCGCGCCGGAGGUGGCGCCCCCCAGUGGUCAUAAUGAGGAGCGGGAGUCUGCAGAGACUGCCUUGGCCAUCGAGGCCUUCCCUGACAUUACGCUCCAUCUCAGAGGGGGUGACUCCCCAGGGACGAGCACAGAGGAGCUCUGCAUUAACCCACCAGUCCAUGAAGGCUUUGUGAAGGAAGAAGAGCUAUGCGCGGAAUCCAACCCCAUGGAGGGGGCAGAUAAACAACAGGCCGCCGCAGGAAGCACCUUUGAAAGGACAAUUACAGUUGUCAAGGGCAACUCCAGUCUCGUGUGUUCGGCAGGGAUGACCGUGAGCGCCAUAAAGGACGGCUCGGGGAUGCUGAUCCGCAGCAUCAUCCACGGCGGGUCCAUCAGCCGCGACGGGCGCCUGGGCGUGGGCGACUGCAUUUUGGCUGUCAACGGCGAGCCCACCACUCACCUGACCAACGCCCAGGCCCGGGCCAUGCUCAGGAGGCACUCUCUCGUUGGGCCAGACAUCAGAUCUUCUUGCGUGCCAGAGGACGAUCAGUGCCCCUAUUAUGUCAUCACGUACGUCCCGGCGGAAUAUCUGGAGGAGUACAGGCUCAGCACAGGAUGCCAGAAUGAGGACGUCUUCACCCCCGAUGCACCUCCACCUCCAAGCGGAGAGAUCCCGGAGCUUCCGGAGCGGGAGGACGGAGAGGGGGAGGAGAGCGAGCUCCAGAGCGCCGCCUACAACAACUGGAACCUGCCCAGGAAAGUGGAACUGUACAGGGAGCCAGGGAAGUCCCUGGGCAUCAGCAUCGUCGGGGGGCGUGGCAUGGGCAGCCGCCUUAGCAACGGAGAGGUAAUGAGGGGCAUCUUCAUCAAGCACAUCCUGGAGGACAGCCCUGCCGGUCACAACGGAACACUGAAGACCGGGGACAGGAUCGUGGAGGUUGAUGGGGCGGACCUGCGGGAUGCGAGCCACGAGCAGGCAGUGGAGGCAAUCCGACGGGCGGGAAACCCCGUGGUGUUCCUGGUGCAGAGCCUCGCCCACAGGACCCGGAAGCCGCCCUUGCCCUUCCUGCAGCUAAACCCUCUUGCGGUCUCCGCCCUGCGCAGCACUAAUCAAACUGCAGCCUGCUCACUGCCCGCCCCUCUCCAGUCAUCAACUGCCGACGCCGUCGAAGAAAAGGAGGUCCUGAAAACCACGCACAGCAGUGCCAAGGGGGCUGAGAGUCACAGUAGACUUUUCCUCCGCCUCUCCCCAACUAACCCCUUUACUCCUACUCCGUUUAAGCCUCCGGCGCCCAGGGACGCGGGGAAGCUUCCGGGGUCAUUCCCCGCCCCGCUCGCCCUGCCCGUGGUCCCUCUCGUGGGGGAGACGGACACGGACACCCUGACGGAGAUCCCGGACCGGCCGGCACCCCCGACCGACCCGCUGGGGGAGGAGGACGAGUUCGGCUACAGCUGGAAGAAGGUGAUCCAGCGCUACGGCAGCCUGCCGGGGGAGCUGCACAUGAUCGAGCUGGAGAAGGGCCGCGCCGGCCUGGGCCUCAGCCUGGCGGGGAACAAGGAUCGCUCCCGCAUGAGCGUCUUCGUGGUGGGCAUCGACCCCCGCGGGGCCGCCGGGGCCGACGGCCGCAUCCUGGUGGGGGACGAGCUCCUGGAGAUAAACGGGCAGAUCCUGUACGGCCGCAGCCACCAGAACGCCUCGUCCAUCAUCAAAAGCGCCCCCUCCAAGGUGAAGAUCAUCUUCAUCAGGAACACGGAGGCGCUGGACCAGAUGGCCGUGGGGCCUGUGAAGGAGUACGGAGACGCGCUGGAUUCACAGACAGAGGACAUGUGUGCUGCGGUUUCGCCUUCAGCGAUCGACGUGGACAUGUUCCGAUACGUGCAGCACGUAACGCUGUCCAAGGACCAGGGUGGGCUGGGCAUCGCCAUCAGUGAGGAGGACACCAAGACCGGGGUGCUGAUCAAGAGCCUGACCGAACACGGAGCAGCGGGGAAGGAUGGCAGGAUUAAAGUUGGAGAUAAAAUUCUGGCUGUGGACGAUGACCUGGUCAUAGGACACCCUGUGGAGAAGGUGAUUAAUCUGCUGAAGAAGUCCAGGAGCACGGUGAAGCUGACCGUCUGCACGGACGAGUCCCUGCCCUCCUCCUCCUCCUCGUCCUCCUCCUCCUCCUGCGAUCCCGCCAGGAGAACUUCCGACGGACGGAUAACCGGCAUCCCCAGUGUCCCCCUCGUUUCCGUGGGAACCCCAGAUGCGGAGCCAGUUCGGAGUUCCAGCAGGUCGUCCACCCCUGGCACUCUGACCUCCGACCCGGUGACCUGUCCCAUCAUCCCCGGCUGCGAGACCACCAUAGAGAUCUCCAAGGGACGCACCGGACUGGGCCUCAGCAUCGUGGGGGGAUGUGACACGCUGCUGGGUGCCAUCAUCAUUCACGAAGUCUACGAGGAGGGAGCUGCUUCCAAAGACGGGAGGCUGUGGGCGGGGGAUCAGAUCCUGGAGGUUAACGGUAUAGACCUGCGGGUGGCCACGCACGAUGAGGCCAUAAACGUGCUGCGCCAGACGCCGCAGAAGGUGCGGCUGAGCGUGUACCGGGACGAGGCGCAGUACAAGGAGGAGGACACGUGGGACGUGCUUUUCGUGGAGCUGCAGAAGCGGGCCGGCCAGGGCCUGGGGCUCAGCAUCGUUGGGAAAAGGAACGAUACGGGGGUGUUUGUUUCGGACAUAGUGAAAGGAGGCAUAGUCGAGGUGGACGGGAGGUUGAUGCCGGGCGACCAGAUCCUGUCCGUCAACGGCGAAGACGUCCGAUUGGCCACUCAGGAGUCCGUGGCCGCCCUGCUGAAGUGCUGCACCGGGCCCAUUAACCUGGAAAUAGGCAGGUUCAAGGCGGGGCCCUUCCAUAGCGAGAGAAGGCUCUCCCACAGUAGCCAGUUCAGCGAAACGGGCAGCUACGGAGACGCUCCUUACGUCCUGUCCGGGCCCGGAGAUCUGUCAGAGGAUGCGGACGACAGGAGGAAGAGCCAUGAUUUGUCUGACUACCAGGAGAUCAGAACCGUCGAGUUUACAAAGGAACCCGCGGACUCUUUGGGGAUCAGCAUCGCCGGGGGGUUGGGGAGCCCCCUCGGGGACGUUCCCAUCUUCAUCGCCAUGAUGCACCCCACAGGACUGGCCGCGCAGACCCACAAGCUGAAAAUUGGAGACAGGAUCAUCACCAUCUGUGGCACUCCUACAGAGAACAUGAGUCACACCCAGGCCGUCUCCCUGCUGAAGAACGCCUCGGGCACCAUCGAGCUGCAGGUGGUGGCGGGCGGGGACACCAGCGUGACAGGGCCCCCUCAGGAGCAGACGGCCGCUGGUCUCUCCCUCUCCGGACUCACGGCCAGCAGCAUCUUCCACGACGACCUGGGGCCGCCGCAGUACAAGACGAUCACUCUGGACAGGGGCCCCGACGGCCUGGGCUUCAGCAUCGUCGGGGGUUACGGCAGCCCGCACGGAGACCUCCCCAUCUACGUGAAAACCGUGUUCGGCAAGGGCGCUGCCUCUGAAGAUGGCCGUUUGAAGCGUGGAGAUCAGAUCAUCGCCGUGAACGCGCAGAGCUUGGAGGGCGUCACCCACGAAGAGGCGGUGGGGAUACUGAAGAGGACCAAAGGAAGCGUCACUCUCACUGUGCUCUCUUAAACGUGCACUCCCUGCUGGUCUCACUCUCAUAAACGUGCAAUCCCUGCUGGUCUCACUCUCAUAAACGUGCAAUCCCUGCUGGUCUCACUCUCAUAAAAGUGCACUCCCUGUUGAUCUCUCUCACUGUGCUCUCUUAAACGUGCACUUCCUGCUGGUCUCACUCAGCGGGCUCUCUUAAAUGUGCACUUCCUGCUGGUCUCACACAGUGUACUCUCAUAGACGUGCACUUCCUGCUGGUCUCACUUUCACAAACGUGCACUUCCUGCUGGUCUUACUCUCAUAAACGUGCACUCCCUGCUGGUCUUACUCUCAUAAACGUGCACUCCCUGCUGGUCUCCUGCACACACAAACACAUUUUUUUUUCCCUCGUAGCCAUGAU